Molecule: messenger RNA, 5945 nt
Organism: Podarcis lilfordi (Lilford's wall lizard)
Lineage: Eukaryota; Metazoa; Chordata; Lepidosauria; Squamata; Lacertidae
Source: the annotation of a GenBank genome assembly
AUGCAGUCGUGCCAGUAAGUGCUGGUGUAUAAAGUACAAUUUUGCAAUCCACAGAGAUAAAAUAAAACAUACUUAUCUAUGGGAUGUUUCUACUGAUUUCCCCCCCACCAUUCUAAGCAAAACAGAAAUCCUCCCCUUUCUUGGCUAGCCUUCAUCUGAAAUGAAGCUGAGCUGCUUCAUUUGAUCAAGGAAACAUAUUAGGAACCGGUAAGUAAUGCUGCUUCAGAUUAUUGCUGGAUGAAAACUUUGCUUGUUAAACUCCUCCAGUUCUACAAAAUAGUUUAAUCCAUCUGCUAUUUCCCCAUUCUCAAAAUAAGCCUGAAUGUAAUCCUAACCCCAUUUACCUGGGAGUGAGAAAGUUUGAAUUCAAUAGAACUUAUCUUGGAAUAGACAGAGAUAGGAGUGUGCUGUUAGUUGAUGUACCAGUGUGCUGUUAGUUGAUUUACCAGUGUGCUUGGAAUAGACAGAGAUAGGAGUGUGCUGUUAGUUGAUUUACCAGUCCACUUUAAAUUGCUUUAAUUUGUGGGACUGAAUUAGAGGCAUGCUUUUUUGGAUGUUUGCCUCUGACAGGGAAUGCAAAUAAAAUAUUAAAUGUCUUCCUUACAAUAUGCAACAGGCUUUAUUUUGUUGGCGAAGAAGAGUUGGUAAUAUGGGCAUUUAUUUAAAUUUAUUUGAUUAAACCAUGGAUUGGUUCAAAGGCAGACAAUUAAUCAGAUAAACUUGUCUAAUUGACACAUCUGUUUUAGUAUGACAGCUGAAAUACUAUUUAUAGUAGUGGGGGUAGGAGAGCUGGGAGGGAGAAAUCACAUCUGACAACCAAUGUGCCCCUUUGGUUUCAGAUAGUACAUGGGUAGAUGAGUCUGAAAAGCUGGGGCACAAAUUUUUAUGGUCCUCAAGCAGCCACAGUGGCUCAUUUACCAGAACUGUAGCUCUGUGCAGAACCUAGAAUUCUCCAACCAACGGCAUUUGCAGUUGUCUCACACAGCUAUAACAUCAAGAUCAUUUGGGUAAAGUAACAGUUGUUCAGAAUUCAAAUUGACCAAUGUCCUUCAAUGGCACAAAACACACUGACAGGUGGGCUGAUGGCUUUCUGAGAGUCUCAUCUUAAGAGGCCAAAACAGAGUCCUCCCUCACUGGCAGAGAAAGAACAGCAGAGUGGCCAUAGGCAACCUCUAAAAGAUCUCAAAAUAAUUUCCUCUUAACUAGUUAUCUGUCUAAGGUAUCAGCAAUGUAUCUUCGAAUUUUCAUCGCCCUGAUGCUGGGAACAUCGCUGGCGUUGGCCACUGAUUCUGAAACAAACACUUGCACAGUAAUGGCAUGUGGCAACCCAGGAAUCCCCGGUUUACCAGGAAGAGAUGGGAGAGAUGGUCCCAAAGGAGAGAAGGGAGACCAAGGUAUCUCCAUAUAGUUCUAUGGUAAUCUUUGGCACCUUAUGAUAGCUCAUCUAUAUCUCAGCUGGGUUUCUCAUGUAUGUGUGUGACUUGGCAGGGUGGUUACACAUUGCAAUGCAUUUAACCCUUCUCUCUCCCCCCCCUUCCUCUAUUUGCUUACAUUGACGUCAUACUGUUUUCCAAGGUCCCAAAAGGCAUGGGGACAGGGUGCAGACUGUCUCCAUGAUUCUGAAAAGCAAGCCCUGGAUGUUUUUGCUUUGAGUGGUGGCUGGGUACUUCAUAGCACUUUUCCAAGCUCUUUUCUUUGAGCAUUGGAGAUGGAAGAGAGAAGUGACUAAAUAGCUUUCCUUGUCCCUGUUGGUGGCAAGGGAAAAAUAGGUCUAAAAAGGGAGGAUUCCUGGAUGCCAAGAUCCCAGUUUGGGACUGAUACUCUUUGUUGAGCAAACCCUAGCAAAUAUUUUAAAUCGCAACAUAUGCAGGAAAGUAAAGCAUGUAAAUAUAGGCUGUUAGACCUUUGAAAUAUCCCCUUGUGAGUUCCAAAACUCCUCUCUUCCCUUAACAUAGAAAAGACCACAUGCUUGGUGAGUUAAAAGUGGCUUACUUGCAAACUCUCCAAAGGUUGGGUUCAUGUGCUUUCCAUACAUCAGUCGGAACACACAGGCAAUAAAACUUGGAUUAACUACACUAGUGAAAGUUCCUACAUUAUUAGUAUAGGAACACAAGAAAGGCUUGUUAGAGCCAUGCAGUCUGAGCUUGGAGCAACCAGUUCUAAACCUAUUUACACACUGAGCUUCUCAGACAGCUUGAAGGCGGAUUUGUAGUGCAGAGAUCCUCUUGGGAAGAGAGAGAAGGAUCUAUGUGAUGGGGGGAGUGAUGCACUUGGGGGGGGAGAGAGCGCAUUGUCUGGGGAAGGGAGAGAGGCAGAAGGUAUAAUUGUAUGUGAAGCUGUGUAUAUGUGAAAUGUGCGAGAGAGACGGAGGAGGCAGGAGAGGGAGAUAUGCCUGGUCUGUAUUUAUGUGCUGAGUGCAUGUAUGCACUGUGUAGUGGAAGAGAGAUUGUGGAGCAAAGCAAAUCUAGGCAGAGCUGGUGGGGAGUCAGGGAACAGAGUGAGCAGGGUAAAUAUAUAGGAACCAGGAGGAUAGUGAACAAUUGUGAUGAUUUGCAAUGGCAUCAGAACAGAAUCACAAUUAUCAGCUGAGUACAAGGUGAGCUCUAGGAACAUCUUGUCAUGAAGGCUGCCAUCAGGAGUGUGAAUGUGUAUUAUUUAAAGUGACCUUUUUUCCUUGUUGGCUGUUUGUUACGGGGGAAUAGUAUCCAAAAGCUGUUUCUUUUUCUCAAACACAAGGAGUCCAAGUGAGGGGCCAACAAGGUUUUCCUGGGAAGGCAGGGCCUCCUGGAUUGCCUGGAAUUGCAGGGCCCCCAGGCCAGAAAGGACAAAAGGGAGAAAUGGCAGGUAAGAAAUCAACUUUCUGGUGCUUAAUUUUGCUUUCAGGAAGACAUGAAUGUGCACUUCAAGACCAACAUAACCUCUUCCUUGUGAAUGCCAGUGAAUGGUUUGCAUGAUAAUUAUUCUUCAGUCAAAGCUUUGCUUAGAAUAUCAUAGGGCCAAAAUGUAUCCUGUGGCCCCCAAGCCAUUGCAUCUGAGAAUACAUCAGUGGGUUCAUGUAGAAGCACCAUUUAUGUCAACCAGUGUCACAAUGGGGUUAGGGCAUUCAGAGCCAUCCUGUUCCCCAUUAUUCAAGUGGCACCUUUUAAAGAUGCCAUCGUCAUUUAAACAGGAGUGGCUUGUGGAUAAACUAAUGUGGAGGGGGCAAUUCAUGCAAUGAUGUCUUCGUAUCAUCACAGCAUGAACCUGGCUGCAGCAGACCCACAUAGAGCAAGCACUUUGAGCCUGCUGGAUGUAUAAACUGAACCACAGAAAUCUGAAAGUACUCCAUGGAUAAUCUACUGUAAAUCAGGAAUAAUAAUUAUUAUUAAUAAUGUUAUUAUUUAUACCCCAGCCCAACCAGCAUCCAGCACAUAUGGAAACAUAAUAAAACAUGAAACAUUAAAAAUUUCCCAAUACAGGGCUGCCUUCAGAUAUCUUCUAAAAGUUACUUAUCUCCUUGAUAUCUGGUGGGAGGGCGUUCCACAGGGAGGGCAACACUACCAAGAAGGCCCUCUGCCUGGUUCCCUGUAACUUCACUUCUUGCAGUGAAGGAACCAGCAGAAGACCCUUGGAGGAGGACCUCAGUGUCCAGGCUGAACUAUGGGCGUGGAGACGCUCCUUCAGGUAUACAGGGCUAAGGCCGUUUAGGGCUUUAAAGGUCAGCACCAACACUUUGAAUUCUGCUUGGAAACAUACCAGAAACCAAUGUAGAUCCUUUAGGACUGUGAUGGCCAAACUUGGCCCUCCAGCUGCUUUGGGACUACAAUUCCCAUCAUCCUUGGUCCACUGGUCCUGUUAGCUAGGGGUGAUGGGAGUUGUAGUCCCAAAACAGCUGGAGGGCCAGGUUUGGCCAUCACUGCUUUAGGACCUCAACAGGAGCCCAAGAGAAAUGCUUCCAAGAAAGUCACAGACCUCUCUAUGCAGCUUAAUCUGUUGCUGAACUGGUCCUAUAAUUGGAUUAAACAUUAGUAAAACAAAAACAAAAAAACCCUCCUUUCCUGUAGUUCAGCCUUCACCUGCCUGGUGCCUUCCAGAUGUGUUGGACUACAAUUCCUAUCAGCCACAACCAGCACUGAUAGUUGUAGUCCAAAACAUCAUGAGAACACCAGUUUGGCAAGUGCAUGCCUGAUGCUUCUUGCUUCUACCCCCAGUGAACAAGCGGUCCCUAUGUCCCUUCUUCCUUCACUCUAUUUUGCAUCUCUCUUUGAGCCAGAAGGGCUUCUGCGUUUGUGAAUGUGAGCAUUUAUGCCCCAAGGAAUGGGCUGAAGGCACAUAAUGCAGGAACAUUGGCUGAAGCUAAGUAGGACUGGAUCUAGUCAGUCCCUGACUAGGGCACCUGGGACCCUCAAUGCCUUCAGCUAUAUUAUGGAAGAAAGGCAGGAUAUAAAUGUCAUAUAAAAAUAAUUGAUACACGGGUGACAAAGGACAGCAGGUAGUACAGAGUCAGGAAUUGUUAAUGGUCUGGGUGGCAACUUUCCAAUAUAAAUCAUUUGUGCUUAACCAUAUGAACCAUAUCUUCAUUUUCUCACCUUAGCCAUUACUUCUACUCAACAACAAUUAACUGCUUUGGAAAAGAAAAUCCAAACUCUUCAAGCUGACCUUACCAAGUAUAAAAAGAGUAAGAUGGAAUAUGCAUUUUCAAUGCUUGUUCUUAUAUUUGUUUUUAAAUGGUUGCUUGUGUUGUGUGUGUGAGUGCGAGUGCAAAAACAACAAGCUAAUAGCGAGGUAUGCAUGGACUCUUUGGGAGAAGCCCUAACUGUUUAAAUGGUAUGAUACAACUUUCAAUGUAUAGUACAGAUGGGCCUAACUAAGAUUUGCCCAUAUAAAGGAGUCAGUCUGUGUUGUCAAUAGCUCAUAUGUUGCAAACUUUCUACUAUCGUCUCAUCUCUUUAUAUUACUUAGAGCCAGGUUAUGCUCUCCACGCUAAAAGUGAGGUGAUCAUGUCAUCCCAUGCAGAUUUUACAACCAACAAAAUUGAUUCUUUUUUAAUCAGCUUGUUCAACAUUCUGUAUGUGUGAAAAAACAAAAUUUGGGUUGAGUGGGUGCUAAUCUGUUUUGCUUUUGAGGUGGGACAAUGGGACUCAAAGCCCUGAUUAUUGUGGGUGGGGUGUGGAGGAAAAUGACAGAUUUUCCUCAGUGUGUUGGAUAUUGAUGAACCUAAAGAGCAGCCUCCUACAGCCUGGAACCUUCCAGAUAUUGUUGGACUACAACUCCCAUCAUCCUUAGCAACAGGCCAUGCUACCUGGGGCUGAUGGGACUUGUGGCUGCAGUCCAAAACAUCUGGAGGGCAGCAAGUUGGGGGAGGUUUAUAAAGGGCACGGCUUAUCCAGAAUGAAUUGCCUUUAUAUCCCAUUUAUUUCAUUGGGAAGCAUAUAGUCAACUGUCUACCAUUCAAAUUGGUAGUAGUUUAAAGUGCUUGACUCUGGAUGGAUUGUGCCCAUGUGGGUAAGUGUGGAACAGUUAAUAUUCAGGUUGCCAGCAAUUAUUUCUCAUGUGCUUCUCACUGUGCUUUGCUUUUCUCUCUGUGUCUAGUUGUGAUGUUGCAGCAGGUGAAAGUCGGAGAGAAAUUUUUUGUUUCAACUGGUCAAGAAGUAACUUACUCCAAUGGAAAAAGACUGUGUGAAAAUGGAGGUGCAGCUCUUGCCACCCCGAAGAACGCAGCAGAAAAUGCAGCCUUGGCGGAAAUAGUAAAGAGGAAUUCGAAGAUUGUUUUUCUCGGUAUCAGCGAUAUCCAAACUGAAGGGAGAUUCGUGUAUGUAAAUGGGGCACCCCUAAGUUACACAAAUUGGAAACAAGGAGAGCCCAAUAACUAUGGUAAUAAAGAGGACUGUGUUACAAUAGUUGAGGAUGGACAGUGGAACGAUUUGGAUUGUGAACGGAAAACACUGACUGUUUGUGAACUGUAA